AUGGAGCCAUUCACGGUCAGAAAAGAGAAUACUGAUUUUGAAUUUAUCUAUUCUCUGCUGCAAGACAUAAAGGAAUCUAAUGAUGCUCUUUUUGACAAGAGGUUAAAGAACAAUGAGAUCGGCGAAGCAGAGCUUAUUGGACAAAGCAAGAAAAUGUGGGUGUUAGCUGACUUGGGAAUAUUGAUGUUAGUGUAUCGAGCGAAAGUCACUACCCGCAAUGAGCCACGUAAAACGCUGCUUUCUACACGAUUUUUCAUCAAAGAGAAGAAGUCGAAGCAUGCCGCAAUCAGUCCUGUGCGUAAGAAAAUUGAUCGAAAGCCUUUGAAGGCGGAACAGGAGAAUAUACCAGUAGGGAAUAAGAAAGAGUCGCAAUCACCGAAGCAACAGGAGGAAAAGCAAGGUAAUUUUUCGUCUUUCUCUUUUUCAGAAUCUUACGCCACUUUGUCAGCACGUUCUGAAAUGGCGCAUAUUCAUAUAUUUUUCGUGACCUAUCUAUAACA
Molecule: messenger RNA, 500 nt
Organism: Cylicostephanus goldi
Lineage: Eukaryota; Metazoa; Nematoda; Chromadorea; Rhabditida; Strongylidae
Source: the annotation of a GenBank genome assembly